AACCCUCCCUACUCCCCCACUACUCUCCCACCGGCCGCCAUGUCUUAGUUCCACACUCUCAAACCAAAAACCAUAUGGAUCCCCAUAGCUUCAUAGCACGAGCUGAAGCUCAAAGAUGGAUCGGCAUAGCCGAAAAGCUACUCAUCAGCCACGACUUAGUCGGAUCCAAAACCUUCGCCAUCCGUGCCCGUGAAUCCGACCCGCGACUCGAAGCCGCCGACCAAAUCUUAGCCAUCGCCGAUACACUACUCGCCGCCGAAAAACGCGUCGUCGGUAGUAACGGUAAUCAACAACCUGAUUACUACGCUAUUCUUCAACUUGUUAGAUUUGUUCAAGAUACUGAUCAUAUUACUAGUCAAUAUAGACGGUUAGCCGUUGUUUUAAAUCCUCAUCAGAACCGGUUUCCGUAUUCCGAUCAAGCUUUUCAGCUUGUUAAUGAUGCUUGGGCCGUUUUGUCCAACCCUAUGCGGAAAUCGAUUUACGAUUCCGAACUCGAUUUUGCGCCGCAACAACAAAUCAGUAAUUUAGGGUUUAAUAUCGAACAACAGCAACAUCAGCAACAACAUCAGCAGCAUCAGCAGCAGCAGCAGCAUCAACAUAAUUUCUUUUCUAUACAUGAACAGGAAAUGGUGGAGUCUCCACAGCAGUUUGAAAAUCGGCCGCAACGAGGCGGCCAUCAACAGCAUAAUUUUUUGGCCCAGCCGAAUGCGGCUAGGCCACAACAACAGGAGCAAAUGUUUCAUCAUAGGGAGCAAGAACAGAUGUAUCAGUCUAACCCUGUGCAGCCGUUUCAAGUGACGUCACCUUCGCGUCAUCAGCAGAUUAAUAGGCCGUCUCCACAAGGGUCGCAGGUUACUCAAGUGAGUAUUCAAUCGCCUACUCAUUCGGUUGGACAUCACCGUGAACAAGAACAUGUGUUUAAGCAACAGGUGCAGCCGUUUCAAGUUACGAAUUUGCCGCAACAAGGGAGGUCGACUGGGCAGGCUGCGACGCCUAUACAGUCGCCUCCGCGGGCUGCGAGUGUGUCGUCGGGGUUUUCGUGGCCGCAAGCUGCUCCGCAAAUGUCGCAGGCGCAACUGCAGGCUCAAGAACAGCAAAAGCAGAUGCAGAUACAACAAGAGCAGCAGAAGCAGUUGCAGAUAAAGCAGGAACAGCAGAAGCAGUUGCAGAUGCAGCAGGAACAGCAGAAGCAGUUACAGUUGCAGCAAGAACAACAGAAGCUGCAAAUGGAACAGCAGAAGCUGCAGCAGGAACAAUUGCAGAGGGAACGCCAACAAGAGGAACAACGGCUGCAACGCCAACAAGAGGAACAACGGCUGCAACGACAGCAAGAGGAACAGCGGCUACAACGACAGCAAGAGGAACAGCGGCUACAACGACAACAAGAGGAACAGCGGUUGCUGCAGGAACAGCGGUUGCAGCAGGAACAACGGCAAAAAGAGGAACAACGACAACAAGAGGAACGAUUGCGACAAGAACAGUGGCAGCAACAACAACAUGAACAACAACAGCAGCAGCAACACCAAGAACCAGUAAUUCCGAAUGUCCCUCCUGUGCAGCUGCCUAAUGAGGUUAAUACAAACAACGGGUCAAGGCAGGAGGAAGCAGAACCUGAACAAGAACCAGAAGCGGAAGCAGAGGUAGAACCUGAGGAAAUUGAUGAGGAAGUGGAUGAUUCGCCUACAUUUUGGACUACGUGUCCAUUUUGUUUCUACAUGUAUGAAUAUCCGAAGGUCUAUGCCGACUGCACCCUUCGCUGUGAACAUUGUCAAAGGGCGUUUCAAGCUGUGAGUAUACCGUCUCCACCACCUAUAGCUGAAGGACAGGAGGCGUAUUUCUAUUCUUGGGGGUAUUUCCCUAUUGGGGUUUCGAUGUCACAUUUGCAGAAAAAUAGUAGCAAGGGUACAACCUCUAGGUGGACACCUUUUUCACCGCUGUUUGAUGCCUCAAGUAAUGUCCAGAACCAUUUAAAUGAGUGUGCGGCCCCGAAGGAAAAUACUUUUGUGAACAAAAGUUCGGGGCCGCGUAUCUACUUUGAUGAUUAUACUGAUGAUGUGUUCAUAGGAAUUUCCGAGUCUAGUGAUGAUUCUGAUAUUGAUUGGGCUAGUACGGAGAAAAGGAAAGUGAAAAGAGUGAAAAACGUUGAUUUUGAAUUAAGCUUUAAACAGAGAGUAAAAGUUCUUGGUCUCAGGGCUAUAGAUCCCAAAAAUGGGAGCUAUAAGAAUCUGAAAAAUGGUUUUCCAGUGAAAGACGGUAUGGGGGUGACUGCAGUGCUAGUGGCAGAAACUAUCAGGAAAACCGCAGUUAGUAAUCCAAGAAAGCAACCGGGCCAGGUUGCAAAAGAACUGGGGAAGUUGGAUUUGAAUGUAGAAUUUGAUAACAAUGAAGGGGAAGAGCCUGCUUCGAGAUUGAGUGCUGGGACCCGUGUACCUGGGGAUGGAGAGGAAGACAACAUUGAAGGUAUUGGGUUUUUUGAAGGACUUGAUGAGUUCCUUAAUAGCUUGCCGAUACUCUCUGCUGUGAAUGAAGAAAAGGUUGAGGCCGCUUAGUUCUGAUGUAAGUUUCCUUUCUUGUUGUAGCUCUAGUUUGUAGUAAGUUGUCUUUGUAUUUCAAAUAACGAAUGCUGUAGUGUAUUCUUUUGGGUAGUUUCUUUGUUCUUAUGGUUACAGUCUUUUGUGUUGUACAUCUGAUUGCAAAUUGUGUUUUAAGCUCUUUUUGUUCUAAUAGAGUUAGGAUUUCUACUA
This is a messenger RNA of Erigeron canadensis, 2744 nucleotides long. Its product is annotated as transcription factor SPT20 homolog. The coding region runs from base 75 to 2549 and encodes 824 amino acids. The transcript has a single exon. Lineage: Eukaryota; Viridiplantae; Streptophyta; Magnoliopsida; Asterales; Asteraceae. The record is from RefSeq and is a predicted model, not a curated record.